Lichtheimia ornata is the source of this 564-nucleotide messenger RNA. RefSeq lists its product as uncharacterized. Gene Ontology annotation, cellular component: BRCA1-BARD1 complex; plasma membrane; BRCA1-A complex. Gene Ontology annotation, molecular function: ubiquitin-protein transferase activity. Gene Ontology annotation, biological process: double-strand break repair via homologous recombination; negative regulation of fatty acid biosynthetic process; positive regulation of transcription by RNA polymerase II. NCBI's taxonomy places the organism in Eukaryota, Fungi, Mucoromycota, Mucoromycetes, Mucorales, Lichtheimiaceae. The transcript is spliced from 3 exons. Bases 1 to 564 code for a protein of 187 amino acids. The record is from RefSeq and is a predicted model, not a curated record.
AUGAAGGACACCAUCGAUAUUAUUUCUGCAAUCGAUGCCAAAGGUUUGGCAAGCCGAACCGAAUCAUACAUGCUGGGUAUUGCCCUCAAGAAAGUUGUUGUGUUUACUCAAUGGCUCGAAGAGAGCAUUACUCAGGAGACCUUUGCCAAGGAGCAUAAUUUCAUGGUCACCGGUGAUCAUAUAUCGGGAACAACAAAUGCACCACAACGGGCUUUGGAGAUGAAUGGGACGUUGUUGAAAGACAUUGCAAUCACAUUGUACGGAUUUUGGGAGAGCGAGGGGAAGGGGUAUAAGCAAAUGAAGGAGCGUGUUCAGGAUGUGAUCAAUGCUGCCGGUGGCACAGUGGUGCGGCAUCUACCCAAAUCAGCCAACACAAGUGAUACGAAUCUGGGAGACAUGCAACUCACGACAUUAAAGGAACGUGUUCUCCUAAUUCCAAAGGCAGAUUUCAUGAACACUCAAUACGGUCGACAAAUACAGAAAUUCCAGGUUCGCAAGGUGGAUUGGCUAUUUGAGCAUAUCGGUACAUAUCGACGCCCCCAAGUAAAGCCCACCAACCCAUGA